This is a messenger RNA of Saccharomyces kudriavzevii IFO 1802, 879 nucleotides long. RefSeq names its product Ort1p (gene ORT1). The transcript has a single exon. Bases 1 to 879 code for a protein of 292 amino acids. The record is from RefSeq and is a predicted model, not a curated record. NCBI's taxonomy places the organism in Eukaryota, Fungi, Ascomycota, Saccharomycetes, Saccharomycetales, Saccharomycetaceae. Gene Ontology annotation, biological process: mitochondrial L-ornithine transmembrane transport. Gene Ontology annotation, molecular function: L-ornithine transmembrane transporter activity.
AUGGAAGACAGUAAAAAGAAAGGAUUGAUAGAGAGCGCUGUACUUGAUAUAGUAAAUGGUUCCAUUGCAGGUGCAUGUGGUAAACUAAUCGAGUUUCCUUUCGAUACAGUGAAAGUAAGGUUACAAACACAAGCAUCCAAUGUAUUUCCAACAACAUGGUCUUGUAUAAAGUACACUUACCAGCAUGAAGGUAUAGCACGAGGAUUCUUUCAGGGCAUUGCCUCGCCUUUAGUUGGGGCAUCUCUUGAGAACGCUACCUUAUUUGUUUCAUAUAAUCAAUGUUCCAAACUUUUAGAGAAGUAUACAAAUGUUUCCUCACUAGGAGAGAUUCUGAUUUCUGGUGGAGUGGCGGGUUCGUGUGCAAGCCUGGUACUAACACCUGUAGAGCUAGUAAAGUGUAAGUUGCAAGUCGCCAACCUAAACAGUAUAGCCACCGAAGUGAGACAUACAAAGGUGCUUCCUACAAUAAAGGCGAUUAUAGCCGAGAGAGGUUUAGCUGGAUUGUGGCAAGGACAAUCAGGUACCUUUAUUCGAGAGAGUUUCGGAGGUGUCGCCUGGUUUGCGACUUAUGAAUUGGUUAAGAAGGCUCUGAAAGACAGGCAUCCUCUUGAAAACCCAAGAAGAGAUGAAAGUAAAAUCUGGGAAUUGCUUGUUAGUGGUGGGAGUGCCGGUUUGGCAUUUAACGCUAGUAUUUUCCCUGCAGAUACUGUGAAGUCAGUAAUGCAAACGGAGCAUAUAAGCCUCACCAAUGCAGUGAAAAAGAUUUCCAACAAGUUUGGAAUAAAAGGAUUUUAUAGAGGGUUAGGUAUAACUCUUUUUAGAGCUGUACCGGCCAACGCUGCCGUUUUUUACAUCUUUGAAACCCUCUCUGCACUGUAA